Messenger RNA from Aspergillus mulundensis, 3069 nucleotides. RefSeq lists its product as uncharacterized. The transcript has a single exon. Gene Ontology annotation, molecular function: protein binding. The record is from RefSeq and is a predicted model, not a curated record. Bases 1 to 3069 code for a protein of 1022 amino acids. Lineage: Eukaryota; Fungi; Ascomycota; Eurotiomycetes; Eurotiales; Aspergillaceae.
AUGGUUCAACUGCUGAUAGAUGCAGGCGCCGACGUGAAUCUCAUGGACAAUAACAAACGCACACCUCUCUCCUUUGCUGCAGAGAAUGGACACGACGCCCUAUCCUGUUUACUGCUGGAUAAAGGUGCCGACAUGCACCUCAAGGACACGACGCAUCGUUCGUCGCUUUCUUACGCUGCAUCCAAAGGACAGAGAAGCGUUGUGCGAGCACUGCUCGACAAGGGUGCUCAUAUAGAUUCGCUAGACAGCCAGUCGCGAACGCCUCUCAACUGGGCUGCAGAGCAUGGGGAGGUAACCACGAUUCAACUACUGCUUGAGAAAGGUGCACGAACAAACUUUCAUGGGCAUUCGAGAUCUCUUGUAAAUGCGAUCUGGCGUGGUCGUACUGAAGUGGCAGGUCUUUUGAUAUCACACGGUGCUCGUGUGCAGGACCCGUGCUUCAAUGUGGGCCAAUGGAAGAGUGCAAUUGGCGAUAAUCCGGCCAUGAUUAAGCUGUUGCUCGAGAUUGAUUUCGACUUUGAUAUGACGGAUUGGUACCACAGAACCGCUCUAUCUUCCGCAGCAGUGGAAGGCGAUGUCGAUCUGAUUAGGCUAUUGCUCGAGGGUGGCGUCAAGCCGAACAUCAGGGAUGGAUAUGGUGAAACCCCUCUUAUGUGUGCCGCUCGAGGGGGCCAUGUGGCAGCGACUGCAACAUUACUCGAGAAUGGAGCCGAGCCAAUCUCUGAAGACGAGGAAGUACAGUUGCCCUUGGAGCUUGCUGCACAAACGGGCGAUCUGGCGACAGUCAGGCUGUUAUCCACGUAUGGUUCUUUGGAUUGGCUCGCAGGCAGCUUCUCUGAAAUCAUUACAAAUGCUGCCAAAAGAAAUGAUACCGCCGUGCUUGAACUACUCCUCAACAAAUCAGCUAUCAGCGUUCGUGGCGAAGCCCUUUACUACGCCCUGAAGGAUGGUUGUACGAAUGCUGCUGAGAUGCUGCUGCAUCAUGAUGCAGAUGCGCGUGGCGCUCUCUCAGCCGCAGCUACAUACGGGUGUAAAGAGGUUGUAGAAGCGCUGCUGGCAGAUGGUGUUUGCUCAGAUGAACCGGCACCAUCAGAUCCAACUGGCCGGACUCCGCUCUCAUACGCAGUUGGAAAUGGAUGCUUGGAGCUGGUAACUCUAUUUUCGGAGCAUGGAGCCGCCGUGCAAUGUAUUGACCAUAGCGGCCGCACUCCAUUGUCCUACGCCUCUGAGAACGGACACACAACAGUUGUCGAGUUUCUCCUGGGCAACGGUUGUGAUCCCGAUUUUCGGUUACCAAGCGCUAACUGCGAAGGCAGCUACCGGACGCCUUUGUCAUUGGCGGCUGCAAACGGCCACAGAACUGUAUCUGAACUCCUUCUAAAGUAUGGCGCCAAACCAGAUGUUGCCGCUCAUGACGGUAGGACACCUCUAUCAUUCGCAGCUGAAAUGGGACAUACAAGGAUGGUUGAGCUCCUGUUAAGCAAGGGCGCUGACCCUAAUAUCUCCACUCUUGAGGGCUGGACACCUUUAUCAUCUGCCGCUGAGAGGGGCUAUAUAGCGAUUUGCAGGAUGCUUCUGGCCAACGGCGCUGAUGUCAAUACUCGAACUGUCAGUGGAAAGUCUCCAAUAUUACUCGCGACCGAUUACGAUAAUACGCCGGAGAUCGUCCGAACCCUGCUUGGGUAUGAUGCUGAUGCGGACAUUGGCCAUGAUGCUGGAACGCCCUUGAUGCAAGCUUGCCUUUACGAAUGGGAAAAUACAGUGAUCGCUCUACUCGAAAGGGGAGUUUCUCCGAAUACAAGAGAUCAAUAUGGGAGAAGCGCAAUUUGGUACGCUGUUGGGAGCCAACAAAAAGCCGUGGUUCGUGCUUUGUUGGAGUUCGGGGCGGACCCGAACAGUGCAGACCAUGACGGCGUGACACCGCUGAUGCGCUCAGUCAAAGAGUCAUUCAGGGACCCUCAGAAAUCAUGCACUCUUUCGAUUAUAAAGUCGCUGCUUGACAGCGGGGCUGACAUAAACGCUUCCGACAACCGCUGUCAGACGCCGCUUUCUUUAGCCGUGGAGGUCGGCAACGCAUCAGCUGUCUCUCUCCUACUUUCCCGCGGGGCUUCACCUAAUGACAGGGAUGAACAGGGUCGAACUGCCCUGUUGCUCGCCGUGGCAAAUGAUUCGCGGGUGAUGGUCAAAUCUUUCCUAGCUGCGGGCUUCGAUCUUAGCUACAUUGAAGACGAAGCUGGAUGCAGUCCCAUAUGCAAGGCAGCAGCACAAGGCAGCAUAGAGAUUGUGGCGAUGCUCUUAGAACACGCCCAGAACAACCUCGCAGCCAGUAUCAGCAUUCCGCGACGAGCAUUCAUCGAAGCGGCGAUGAACAGACAUGAAGAAAUGGUGACCCUCCUACUCCGAGCAGACGGCGUUGAUGUAACGGGAAAAGCCACAGUUCUAUCCUCGUACGCCCAGACAGAACUACAAGACGCGAAUGGGCGGCGGCCGCAUGAUCACUCAGGUGAGACCACAAGGCGGGGAAUGGACGAUUUCACUUGGGGCUCCGACUACAACCCGAAAUAUCGCUAUCUUCGGAGGAUGCUGGCAUGGGCAGCACGCCAAGGUGACGUGGAAACGAUGCGACUGCUUCUGGAUAAACUCGAGGUAGGGUUGCCAAAGGCAGAAGGCCUGAGGGAACUAGCUAGAAAGAGAGGGCACCAAGACGUGGUUGAGCUUGUGGAUAAACGUUAUUUGACGAGGUACGCUUCGCGACUGCUAACAUGGGCGGCAGGAGGAGGUGACCCGGAAAGAGUGCAGUCGAUCUUGGACCAAUGCAAUGUAGGCCUACAGACGGCGCGAGAGGCCAUCUGGCUAGCUAAGGACGGAGGGCAUACAGCUGUGCUGGAGGUGCUGGCCAAGCACACAUUCACGGACAUUCCCGACUCUGGAACCGAAAGCGAUUCUGAAAAUGAUGAUCCCUGGUGGUCGUCACAUUCAUCAGACUAUUCAGACUCGCUGGAGGAAGAGGAUGACAUGGAAUCUUGGCCUUCGUCUCGCGACGGCGCUGUUCAAUUAGACUUGGUUUGA